AUGCCCCCUGCUAAGAAGAAGGCCAGGGUCGGUGGCGCCCAGGAUGCGUUAGGCGAGGCAGACCGGAUCGAGCUGGCCAUGGACAAGAUCAAGGGCUACUUCGGCCAGAACAUCGAGAAGGCGAUGCCGCUGGCUGGCGACGUUGGGUACCAGGAGCCGAUCAACUAUGACCUCGUUGAGGAGAGGCUCAACGAGGAAGUUUGGGCAGACCAGGUGUUAGUCACGGGCGGCGUCAACGUGCUCUGGGCCAAGCCGAGUGAGUCCCUGACGCCGACCGUUGCCAUCAACGUCCAUGCCGUCGAGAAUUUCAUGCAGAACCUUUGGCCCCCUGGGCUGGUGCGCCCCUUGGCGGAGCCAAUCGACUUCUUGGCGGGCCCCGGCGGCGUCGUCGGGGGCAAGAUGACCCGCCUGAGCCCAGAGGAGCCGCAGCAGGCGUUGGUCCUCAAGGUCGCGGAGCGCAUCGAGGCUGGAGCCGACGCGGAAGAGAUGAAACGGUGGAAGGCUUGUUUGCUCAGCGCGACAGGGCGAGUCGUGCGGGCAGAGACUUGGGGCGAUCAAUACUUCUGGGUGACGAACGCCCGCCGCAGGUUCAGGGACGCGGCAGCGGCGAUCGUGCACUUGGCGUCGCAGAUCAUUGCCGACAUUUGGUUGUUCAAGACCCGGAAAGAGGCGAUCCUUAGCAAGACCCUCAGCCACAAGGAAAUUGCUGACAUCUACGCGAAGCGUAUGCCUGAUGCUGAGAAGGAUUCAGAGUCCCGGGCUUCAGAAAGCACAAUCAAAGAUGCCCUCAAGGUGUACGAGGUUCUUUUCAGCAAUGCGGAGAUCCGUGACAUCAUUGCCACGAUGGACAGAAAGUACCUUUCCGAGAGCCCCUUCAAUUCGAUCUCCAAGCUCGUGAUGAUUGCCUACAAGUGCAAGAACCAGCAAAAGAAUCUGCGGUUCUUCCAGCUCGUGGUGGAGGGCUUGGCUAGUCAAGGACUGGAGACAGGUGAUUUGAGCAUGAACAAGCUGAGGGGCCAGAGUGGGAGGGCGGGCUUGAUCGACGUCAUCUUGAUGAAACUUGCCAUGCGGGAAAUCGACGCCGCGCUGUCCGAGGAGAACUCGGUGCCGCAGGCAUCCCUGGCAGCCCCGCCUGCUGGCGCACCAGGGGCCGGCGCGCCGCCACCUGCUGGCCCCGCUGCUGCCGGUGGCCCCGCUUCGCCGGCAGCGCCGCCUCCAGAUAUCAUCGAGCUCGAGGCCGACUGGGCCGAUUACGCGGAGCGCCACAUCAAGAAGUUCUGCGAGUUGAUCGUGGAGAAUGGCAAGAACCAGACGGAGCUGACGAAUGCCAUCAAGGGCAUCGGCCUCGGCGCCGUGAAGGGCGGGGGCGCGGGCAACGUCAUCAUCACGUUCGACGCGAAUCUGUUCGACGAGAGCCAGACGCACCCCCACAUCCGCAAGCCUCCGUUGCAGAAGCCGAUCAUCCAGAAGAUGUGGAAAUCUGUCUUGACUGCGCGGACCGCUCCGGACCAGGUAGGCAUCCUGCCCAAAGGCGACGUCCUGAUGCUCUUUGAUGGGGGCAGGACUAACGACAGCACGUUCCUGAACAACUGGGGCAUGGGGAAAGACCGCAAAACUGCAGACAGAACACGUACAGCCAAGGACGGGAAGACCAUCAUGCGAGAAAUCAUCUUGACUUUCGACGAGAAGAGCGUAAAGGCGCGCAAGCAUCGCCAGAAGACGAGGCAAUGCGUCCUUCGGUGCUCCCAGCGCGUGUUCAUGUUCCACAGCAGUUUCGCGACGAUCCAGCCUCGUGAGCAUAAGCACUUCCCGGAUGCCACCAACAUGUCGAACUUCGUCGGCCCUUGUAGCUUGUUGCCGUGGUCCGGUCUCCCGAAGCUCACGAUUGGUGAAAAAAAGCAGUUCUGGGGCGCAAGGAGGCGCGCCGUGGGCGGCAGGACGGAGGGCGUGGGCGGCGACUCGGACGAACAGAGCGACGACGAGGAGCAAGAAGUCGACGACGACGGAGAACAAGAAGCCGAUGAGCCGCCUGAGGAGGAGAACCCCAGCCCAGAACUUCGGAUCGCCAAGGACAGCAGGAUCCAGCCGAUCACCUACCACAGCCUGCCGAGCGUGGUGACGGACUCCCUGCGCCACGCUUUCUGGUGCAUCAGCGCGAUCGACAUGACCCCAGGUGUCGGUGAGCAGUGCUGCGAUUGCGUCACGAACAACAUUGGCUACCUCGGCAUCUGCCAGACGGAGUUCCAGAAGAAGCACAUCAUGCAGCAGCUCCUCAAGCACAUGUACGAGAAGAUGGCCGACCCUCAGAGCAAGGUUUACGCGCCGGCGUACGCCGCGGAGGUGAACAACAGGCGGAAGGCAAAGCAGGUCCUCGGCCUCAGCGAAAACCGCGUGGGGGACGAGGGCGCGGCCGCCCUGGCGGCGGCCCUCGGGGCCCCGGGCGCCCUGCCGAGCCUGCAGGGCGCGGCCGCCCUGGCGGCGGCCCUCGGGGCCCCGGGCGCCCUGCCGAGCCUGCAGGUCCUCGUCCUCGGCGCCAACCGCGUGGGGGACGAGGGCGCGGCCGCCCUGGCGGCGGCCCUCGGGGCCCCGGGCCCCUGCCGAGCCUGCAGCCUGCAGGUCCUCGGCCUCGGCGCCAACCGCGUGGGGGACGAGGGCGCGGCCGCCCUGGCGGCGGCCCUCGGGGCCCUGGGCGCCCUGCCGAGCCUGCAGGUCCUCGGCCUCGGCGAAAACCGCGUGGGGGACGAGGGCGCGGCCGCCCUGGCGGCCGCCCUCGGGGCCCCGGGCGCCCUGCCGAGCCUGCAGGUCCUCGGCCUCGGCGCCGACCGCGUGGGGGACGAGGGCGCGGCCGCCCUGGCGGUCCUCGGCCUCGGCGAAAACCGCGUGGGGGACGAGGGCGCGGCCGCCCUGGCGGCGGCCCUCGGGGUCCUCGUCCUCGGCGAGAACCCCGUGGGGGACGAGGGCGCGGCCGCCCUGGCGGCGGCCCUCGGGGCUCCGGGCGUUCGCCGAGUCCUCGGCCUCGGCGCCAACCGCGUGGGGGACGAGGGCGCGGCCGCCCUGGCGGCGGCCCUCGGGGCCCUGGGCGCCCUGCCGAGCCUGCAGGUCCUCGGCCUCGGCGAAAACCGCGUGGGGGACGAGGGCGCGGCCGCCCUGGCGGCGGCUCUCGGGGCCCCGGGCGCCCUGCCGAGCCUGCAGGUCCUCGGCCUCGGCGCCAACCGCGUGGGGGACGAGGGCGCGGCCGCCCUGGCGGCGGCCCUCGGGGCCCCGGGCGCCCUGCCGAGCCUGCAGGUCCUCGGCCUCGGCGGCAAUCCGCUCGGCGAGGGCGCACGCAGGGCGCUGCGCGCGGCGUGGGCCGCGGGCGGCAGGCCCGAGGGCGGCCUGCUCCUCUGA
This is a messenger RNA of Prorocentrum cordatum, 3387 nucleotides long. Lineage: Eukaryota; Dinophyceae; Prorocentrales; Prorocentraceae. The record is from the annotation of a GenBank genome assembly.